Molecule: messenger RNA, 2965 nt
Organism: Hippoglossus stenolepis (Pacific halibut)
Lineage: Eukaryota; Metazoa; Chordata; Actinopteri; Pleuronectiformes; Pleuronectidae
Product: transmembrane protein 106B
Exons: 8
Coding region: 127-921 (264 amino acids)
Source: RefSeq, a predicted model, not a curated record
GCAGUCGCGCUCUGUGACGUCACUGCGUCACAUUUGCGCAUGUGUGUUUCACAGGAGAUAAACAAACCUGCACGAGCCACGAUCUGCUGACGUCUUCUGAACCAACAGUCACAUUCAGGUGUGACAAUGGGGAAGUCAUUUUCCCACCUCACCAAGCAGACAGGCGAUGACGAGGACCGGCUCUCCUCUCCUGAGGACGCCCAAACUGAGGAUGGCAAGGACGGAGACGUCGCCCAGUUUCCUUACGUGGAGUUCACAGGACGGGACAGUGUGACAUGUCCCACAUGUCAGGGCACAGGGAGGAUACCCAGAGGACAAGAAAAUCAAUUGGUGGCAUUGAUUCCAUACAGUGACCAAAGGCUACGGCCCAGGAGGACGAAGUUGUAUGUCUCAGCAUCAGUGGUGGUCUGCCUGUUACUGUCCAGUCUGGCCGUCUUCUUCCUCUUCCCUCGCUCCAUCGACGUCUCCUAUGUUGGGGUGAAGUCUGUUUUCGUCAGCUACGACCAAGACAAGCGCAGCGUCUAUCUCAACAUCACAAACACUCUCAACAUUACCAACAACAACUACUACUCAGUGGAGGUUGCCAACAUCACAGCGCAGGUGCAGUUUGCCAAGACAGUGAUCGGUAAAACCCGCAUCAAAAACAUCAUUGCCAUCAGCCCUCUGGACAAGAAACAGACUGAUUAUAUGGUUCCCACCAUCAUCGCAGAUGAGAUGAGCUACAUGUAUGACUACUGCACCCUGCAAACCAUCAGGGUUCACAACAUUGUCGUCAUGAUGCAAGUGACUGUCACAACAACGUACUUUGGCCACGUGGAGCAGGUGUCUCAGGAGAUGUACCAGUAUGUGGACUGUGGAGGGAACACCACCUCUAUCAGAGGGAUGCCCCAGCCCUUCAACAUCCCACAUCCUGCUGAGUAACCCCCACCUUUGUGCUCCUCACUGGCCCUGACUCAGGCCCUGGAUGGUCACCUUAGGUGGUUUACGGUGUUCCCUCUUCUUCUAUACCUGCAGGGUCUAACAAUCUGCUGUUGACAUGAUACUGUGGAUUGGAAUUCAAAACCAACACUAACAAAGUCCACACUGAGAUAAGAAUUGCACCCAGGAAAGUUUGCAAAGCAAAAGUGUUGAUGUGUGUGUGCGGACGCACAUUGCAUUCAGCAAAGAAAGCAAAUCAACCCAACCUUAUAAAUACAGGAGCGCUUUGCUAAUUAAGAGAUCUGUAUCCAAAAGAUGUUUCUGUCACAAUUACAAGUUAACUGUUUCAUAAUUAUGAGAUCCUUAUCUACUAAGUACUAAGUUUCUCUUAACUCGUGUUUGAAAUAAUACAAAGGCGUUUCAUAUUUACAAGACCCAUGACUCGUAAUUGUAAGGAAACAGUUGAGCAAAAAUAAUACUUGUAGUUAUGAAAAGAUAAUUGCAGUAAGUACUAAACAGUGCAAUUAGAGUUUACACGUGUCAUAACUACAAGACCUGUAUUUGACAGUUGGGAGAAAAAAUAUCUAAGCUCUUUUAAAAUUACAAAAUCAUUACCUUGAAAUUAAGAGGAGAAUUUGCUACAAUAUAAUAUAAUUAGAUUUAGUUAAAUCAUAUCGAUAUUUCAUAAAGUAAACAAAAUAUUUGUAACUCUGAGAUCCAUAUCUUGUAAUUGGGAGGUAUGCUUCUCAUGCCUUAAGAUACAGAGCCUAUAUUUGUGAGUCUCUUUUAAUUAUAUGAUAUUUUCAAAUCUCAGAAUGUUGAAAUAUGAAUCUAAUUAUUAUGAGAUGCUAAUAUAUAAUUCUACCGAAUGUCUCAAACCUUUUCUCCCUGAUGAAUGCAGUGUGCACUCCACAAUGUCGACUGGUUUAGGUGGCCUGCUGUUCAGUUGCAAACGUGGGUGUGUGUUUGAUGGUCCAGGUGCAGCUCUGACUUUUCCGUUCUCUUUUCCACCUCUUGUGUGUUGUAGUGUAUGAGAAUGUGAGGCGAUGUGGAGUUUUAUCUUCCACCACCGUCUGAAAGCUGAGAGCAGUUCAUUUCCGUUUCACUAACAAAAAGUGUUGUCGCUGCUUCAUUAAGUUGUCUUCUUUUGUUUAUGUAGGACUGCUGAUUUUAUCUCUAAUAUAAGUGCCAAAAUAAUACCAGAAUUUCAAUACCAACUUUGUUUUUGAUAUCUUUGUUUGCAGUGUUGAGGUUUGAUGCCAGAACUAAUUUCAAUAUAAGAAGUGGUGGCACAUCUGUCGUUUCCAUGAUGUAAGAUUAGGUUCAUAGUUACAUGAGUCACCAUCAUAUUUCAACUGUAGUUAUUAUCCAGAGUAUCUAGUAGCCUAAAGGGUUGUUGUGAUUGCUCUGUUUUCCUGCCUCACAUGCUGAAAGCUAAGUAUUGGAUUCAAUGUUUUCUAAUGUCGACUGAAAUAUAACAUCUGUUAUCAUGACAAUGCUCUUACAUAAUCUUGGAUUUGUGAAAAAAGGGCGUUUGUUAGAAAAAUAAGCUGAAAAACAUCAUUAUUAUUUAUAACAUUUAAACCAUAAUGCACUACAUAAGUCUAUUUAAAGGGCACAUUUUAUUAUUGGUCUCAAGUUCUCUGAAACCUGUGUAUCCACCACAGUGUGUCGAGCUCUGUGAAGAUAAGUCAUGAAAACAUGGUGAUGUUACAGCACAAAAAUAUUCAGAUGCUGUUCUGUCGGAUACUGACAUAAGUUAAUUUUAUCAAUAGUAUCUGCUUUGUUUUUUUUACAAUCUGCUUACUUGCCUAUAGUAGCUUUUGGCUGUCAGGUGCUCAGUAUUGGUUUGUUGCUAAAAUGGAGGCUUUCCUGUUGCAUUCCAAUUUAAAGUUAGAGGUGAACAUUCUGAUGGGGGCAGGUGGUGACAAUUUCUAAUGUGGUAGUUGUCCAGCUUUUAAGAGAAAGUUGUUUUUUUUUAUCAUUCCACUGUCGGGAUAGAUGUUUUUAAUCUAAUGUUUGCAAUUAAAGAGUUAUGGCUUCAUCA